Amphiprion ocellaris (clown anemonefish) is the source of this 6264-nucleotide messenger RNA. Its product is annotated as neurexophilin-1. The record is from RefSeq and is a predicted model, not a curated record. Gene Ontology annotation, molecular function: signaling receptor binding. NCBI's taxonomy places the organism in Eukaryota, Metazoa, Chordata, Actinopteri, Pomacentridae. The transcript has 2 exons. The coding region runs from base 499 to 1329 and encodes 276 amino acids.
GAGGCAGAAAGAGAGAGAGGGGAGCGUUAAAACGUCUGCUCGCUUCCUUCCAGCCUCAGCAUCGGCUCGGUUUGUGCAGGAGGCUGCAGCUCCAUCCCUCCAGGAUCUCCAGCGUCCAGACAUGAUCACUUCCCACUCCGCCCGCCUCACUCUCAGCUGGGAUCUCUUCAUUGGGCUCUGCAUGGAUGAUACCAGCCUUCAUGGAUUUCCCACAGCACAACUAAUUUGACUCAAACACGGGAUUGGUGAAAAGUGAAAAGACAGAAAAGCAAAAAAAGGAGGCAACACCAGGUGGUUUCCAGCGGUUUUUUAAGGUUUGUGGAAGCAGCUCAGUCUGCCUUGGACAUGGGACCGUGCGUCAGCCGAGAGAGAUCAGGAAGAGCCUCUUCUUGAAGGAGGAGAAGCCCGUGUUCGGGAGUUUUUUCUUUCCUUUUUUAAAUUCAAAUUUAUUUGCUCGUUCGACCGGGGAGGGGGGAGCUGUGGGUUUUACGCGCCGGAAUGAUGCGUCCCAACCGCGGCUUCAUCCUGCUCCUCCUCAACGGAACCGCUUGUUUGGUGGCACUGGGUCAAGAAGACGACUCCUCCGGCCCCAAGAGCUCCCCGGACGACUCCUCCAAGACGGUGGGCCUCCUGAGCGGCCAGGCUCCCAUCUCGCCCCUCAGCCGCUGGAUGCUGCACAGUAAAAGUCGAGCGGCCAACGCCACCUCCCUGGAGCUGCCCUACCGCUCCCCGGUCCCCUUCUCCAAGCAGGAGUUUUCUAAACAGGAGUUCUGGGAGAUGCUGGGCAGCGAUCUGCUCAAACCCGACGCCUCCAGCUCCAGGGUCAAACGUCGGCCGAUUGUUAAGACUGGCAAGUUCAAGAAGAUGUUCGGCUGGGGUGACUUCUACUCCAACAUCAAGACGGUGAGGCUGAACCUGCUCAUCACUGGCAAGAUUGUGGAUCACGGUAACGGCACGUUCAGCGUCUACUUCCGGCACAACUCCACGGGCCAGGGCAACAUCUCCGUCAGCCUGGUGCCUCCUGUCAAGGCGGUGGAGUUCGACCUGGAGCGCCAGAGCGUUGUCUACCCCAAGGACUCCAAGAUCUUCAACUGCCGCGUGGACUAUGAGAAAGUGGAUCGCAGCAAGCGCACCUCGUUGUGCAACUACGACCCAUCCAAGACCUGCUUCCAGGAGCAGAUCCAGAGCCAUGUGUCCUGGAUUUGCUCUAAGCCUUUCAAGGUCAUCUGUAUCUACAUUUCCUUCUACAGCACAGACUACCGCCUGGUGCAGAAGGUCUGCCCGGACUACAACUACCACAACGAGAUGCCCUACCUGCCCUCGGGCUAGAAGACUGUUCAGAAGGGGGGAGGGAGGAGAGGCGGGAGGAGAGAGGAAAAGGGGGAUGAGUGGGAGCGACUGCUGGGCUGUGAAUUGUCCUUAAGCCACAGUGGCAGCGAGACACCUUAAAAAAAAACCCUCUUUGUAGCCUGAUUACUGUAAGAUGUAAAAACAUAUAUGCAAAACAAAAACUACAGUAUGCAGAUAAUGAGGCAUUUGAAAUGCUUAACUGCAGCAUUCAUUAACUGGACUGGUAGUGAAAGUCAAACACCGCCAACAUGCACAUUCUUACCUCAAUCCAGUUUCUAAAUGCCAACUUCUCGCCAGCUAUUUCUCUCUUCCAUUAAGCCAUUUGUGAAUGUUGUCUGAAUGUCCUUUUAAUCACCCUUUACACUGUCGCUCUUUUCUUUUGCAAAAGGCAGCAAUUUAGGUGAAAGUGUGCAUUUAAAUGCUCCGAUGUGAUCCACUGGAGAGUUGCAUAUGAAUUCAGGUUUGAUUACGAACCUCAUCUCCCACUGUAAAGGCAAAAAACGUACCACGGAGAACAUGAAACAUUGUUUUUCCUCACAAAGAGCAGAUGAAUGUAAAGUGUAACCAACCGGAGGAUCAUUCAGGUUACGCUCGCAGUCUUUUGAAAGGGCAUAUUUUCUACGUGAACUAAAAAUCCAUCCCAGAACAAUGCUGAAAGCUUCUCUUUCUACUCAGUUUCUCUUCUAACAUAAGUGUCCCCCACCCCCCUCUCCUGUGUCCUUGUCAAUAUGCAGUGUUUACCAUCCAAAACUAAUCACAAUAUAUCCUUCAGUUACAUUUCAACAAAAGAGAAUAAAAAUAUAGAGAUGGAGGAGGAUGGGGGAAAGAAAAAUAAUACGAUUUACAAAGAAAGAGAUUGCUCAACAGAGAUUCAGGGCCAGGGGUUUAAGACAAGUUCAGAAUGAGGGGAAAUAACUAGAUUCAGCAUGGAGAUAGAAUUGGCCCUCCACACUUAAGAGAGAGGGAGCAAGGUGGGGGAGAGAGAGACUCAGUGAGCUCGUUUAAUUAAAGUGGAGAAGGAAAGUAUGCAGCGCCUUCUAUUGUCCCCUCUGUAUGAAAAAGAUUACAUUUUGUUGCCGUCAGGAUUCCUGAUUUCACGCCUUGAUAACUUUGACUGUGUGAGGGAGAUUGCUCUCUCCCGACAAAUACUGUGUUCACUAAAGUCAGCCCCGUUAUCUUGAAUAAAUGAAAAUAUUAUCAUAAUAAUUACAUAUAAUUUAAUCUCCUUUAGAACUAAUUAAGGUUUCAACGAGAGGGCAAAAUGUUUUCCUAAAAAUCAAGUCAGGGGGAAGGAGGAUAAGAGGACGUUCGCGGGGAUUGUUGUGUUUUUGUGCCGAGCCACAAGCCCAGAGUUAACUGCUCUCAUUAAGAUAAAUGGCCACUGGCUGGCCCGUCUCAUGUUGCGUUCACAAACAAUAUCAGUUGAGAGCAGCGCCACAAUGGAGCUGUGAAUUAGUCGGCCUGACAUUCUGUAAGCGCAGAGGUUACAACUGUCCUGUUUAUGAGGACACGAUGACUUCUUGGUUCAUUAACAGUCACCAGACAGGUGUGAAGGGUCAUUAAACAGCGAGAUCAGAUCACCGCGUUGACGCUGAUGUAUUGUGACAUCGCUGAGAUCCGGACGCACUCGGCCGAAGCUGCACGCCGGCGUCCCAGGUGGACUCGGCGGCAGUGAACGGUCACCACAAAGCCGUCGCCCCUGUGGGGAGACGAGACGUAAAUGCAUCGCUUUGGCUGCUCUGUGCGAGCUGGGAGAACAGGAGUAGGAGGGAAAAUGCAGUCGCAGGGCUAAAGAUAGCAACAAAGACCUGUAAAUCUGCACAUCAAAGCUCUUAGUUUUUAAUUUGCUGUUAAAGAGGAGGGGAAGCUCCGCUCUGUAUGAAGCAACUUGUGACCCAGAGCGAACAGCAGCAGCAGCAGCGGUGCACCGACAUGUCUGCAGGGGACAGACAGCUGCAGCACCUGCAGUCGCUGGAAACGCUGCUCAUCUGUUUCUGUCUGGUCUGACUCACCGGCUGCAGGUAUGGACUGCUAUUAACCACUCAUUUCAGAAAGUGGUCUCCUCCUCUUAUGCUUUCUGCAUGGUCACAAUUUCCCUCAACAGCAGCAAUCUGAGCAGCAACCUACGCUGGAAAUGACAAGUUGAGGACGACAGGGUCUCCUCCACUUGUAGGUUGAAUCAGUCGUCUUAAUACAUUUCUGGACAACACAGCUUUUUUUGCCAGGCAACUGGUCAUAAAUAUCAUGGAACAACCCUCUGUAUGUCUGGUCAUAAACCUUUAUGUAGUCAUCAAUGACAGGACUAUAUGAGUCUUAAAUUUAGUUUAUCUAUCUGCUGAAUCUGAUUUUACUACAGUUUUAGGACCUAAAUCCCAGAUUCCAUCUCACAGAACUCCAAUGUUGAUCCGUUUUCUGAUAGCAGUCGUCAAUCCUACUUGGUUUGACUAAUCUUUUAACUCUUGAAGCAGCAUUGACCAAUGCACUGACACAUUUCACCAAUAUAAAUUAAAUAAAGUUCUGCUACAGCCAGACUAAAGCCACAUUCCACGAGCAAAUCCUACAAAGAGCUAAAGUAUAGACAGGCUUCAACUGUUGGGCACCAAAUAUCAAAUUAUUGGUAAAAGUCUGAUCACAAAUUGGUUUUUGUGGCAUUUUCUCAUUUAAGAUAAACUUGAUUAAUCCCUCAGCAGAUACAUUUACUAAAAAAAUAACCAUCAAAAGACAUUUAAGUCAUCACACUAGUUGCACCUGCAUAACUGCACAAGUACAUCUGAGAUUAGUGUAGAAAAGAACACGACAAACAAUAAAAAGACAUUAGAAACACAGGAAGAAAGCCGAGGCUGCUGUAACUUGCUGCCACUCAUGGGCACAUGUGCAGUCAUUUGGGUGGAACCAAUUGUAAUUAUAAACUUUUCAUCGCUACGACUGAAACUGUUCUGCCAAAACAAGUAUCCAAUGUCCAUACUUCCAUAAAAAAACAUUCAAUAUAUCCUAAUGCAUAGUCUGACAAAUGUAGAUAAUUUUUUUUGCAAAUUUUGCAGUAUUUAAGCCAACAUGCUUUUCUGGCCACGCUGACCACCAAUCAUCUCGGCCGUUACAUCACAAUGACUCACAUAAAUGUAAACAAGCUUGAACUGAGAGUGAACAGAGAAGAUAAGACUGCGAUGGUCAAAGUUUUAGGCACAAUGUUAUGACAAAGCACUAUGUCUCAACCGUAUGAGUACUGCAAGAAUUAGCAGCUGUAGUACACACUUAGACUAUAAAAUGUGUGAUUUGCACAGAGCUACAGUCAGAACAUUCAUGGUCUAACAACACCCAAGAUGUGCAACUGUUUUAAAGAAACAAAACACUGUUAUAGCAGACUGAUAGUGAGGUGCAACUAGCCAGACCAGUCAAACCUCCAUCUCCUUUUGCAUUUUUAUCUCAGCUCAUGUUUUAUAUAUGCUUGGAUGCCCUGCUUACUGACAACACCACAAUGUGAGUUUUUCACAAUCAAGAAUCUUUUCCCUAUGAAUCAGAAAGCUAUGAGAAAGUGAGCAGUGACUGAUCUGACUCCAGUUACAGUUUGUACGGUAUUUAUUUGAAAGUCCCAGUGGAACAUACAGCAUAGGUUUGGCAGCAGCUCCAACUAUGCGCCUGACUCUUGUACUUUUGCUCUAUUGCUGGAGGAAAUAGAAUGUGCUUAAAAUGCAUCAACCAGCAUGAAUGAACCACUGCCUUCUGCUCUGUUCAUCCAUUUCCUCAUCCUCCAGCUCUCUCUGUCCCUUCCCUUCUCCAGAUGUCCAUGUUACUCAGUCAUCCGCCCCGCUGUCGUCCUCUCCUCCUGUGUGACCCCGGCUGACUGGCCUCAGCCUCCAUACCGGCUCUACCUCCCUUACCCCGGAGUUGAACCCUGCUGAGGGUAGUUCCUCAUAGCUGCCCCGCCCGCCCUCCUGCACGCAGUGCUGAGCUGAGCUGGCUAAUCUCUGCAAGCUUAACACCGAGCCAAGCGAACAUCAGCAGUGAGAACUCCCCUCUCUCCUUCUCUAUCUAUUUCUCUCUGUAUCUAUAUCCCAUCAAACAAAUGCGAGUGCGCACACAUUCUUAGGAUGUGCCGGUUUUUAGGUAUUUUCCUCUCUCCUGUUCAAAGCAUCUUACAUAAGCCCCUGGAUUGGGAGGACGUGAAAUCUCCUCGAGAGCAUGCCAACGGAGUGCCCAACACAGAUACGCCCCAGUAACCUCAAUACUCCUCCCCACCACUACGCCCAGCACCCCCGUCCUGCAGGACGUCUGGAGAGAAGCUGGAUGCUCGACACAUGAUGGAAUCAAAGCUGGGCAACAUGAGCCCAGAGCACUGUACCCAUGUAGAAAAAUCAAGGACACAUGUUGGGCUGCCCACUGAGAAGAAGCCCCGCUCCCUGCUCCUUACUGAUCCUCUCAGAUUUACAGCAAUACUCUCACCAAGACUCCACCCUCUCCGCCUUUCUGGGGCGACUUAAACACAAAGGCUGCUGGACUAAGUUUAAGAGACAGUCAUGUUGCUGAGGAAUGGGCAGUGUUGUUACAGCAGCAGCCUUAUCAUUGACCCCAUCGUGGGCCAACAGACAUGUGGAUAUUUGGCCUUAGAGACUGCAAAACAACACUGGUCCACGUUUGCAAAGAAUAGUAACAAAAUCAGGCUGUCUAAAAGAAAUAUAUAUAUAAAAGUAUAUAUAUAUUAAAGCUAAGAGUCCUCAGAUCUGAAUAAAGUUGUAUUUAAAUGUGGGUCAUGCAGUGAAGGUUGUCUGUUUUACCUUUUUUUAAAAUUUGUUCCUCAUGGUUUUCUUUCUCUGUCAUGUGGAUGAUAUACUGUAUGGAUGAUAUGAUGGCAUUAACUGUGGUUUUCAACAUUCUAAAAAUCAAUAAAGUACACAAAAGUACUUGAAGCCACUUCAA